UGAUCUAGUAAUUUGUCACGUGUGAGUGUAGUACUGUCUACCGACUACUUGCUAAGUUGCUUUCACUAAAUGACUACUUGCUAAGUUGCUGUCACUAAAUGACUAGCACAAUCUAGCUGAUAGCAUGACCUACCUUACAAGGUCCAUAUUUCACACUUCACAGGCUUAUGAGAAAAUUCAACCAUCUCAGCAUAGAGAACCAACUGGAGAAAUAAUUAUAUAUAACCUCAUUCAACCUAUGAUGGCCAUAAUCCAUACAUUUCACUAGUUUUCAGAAUUCUUGAAUCAUAUCACUAUUAGCCCCUGAAUAUGUAUGCAUGUAUAUAUAAUAUUAUAUAUAUAUAGUUUCUUUGAUUUGCUUUACUUGAAGUAUCCAAUAUUGUCGAACUUUCCUUAAAAAUCAAAUGGCGCAUUCAGGUUUGAGCUCAAAAACAUUUUGGUCACAUAUAAAUGUUUCCAUACAUUUCAUACCCCUAUAUUGCAUGAGCUUGCUGCAACCAGGCUUUCCUGUCUCCUUAGCCACUUCCAGGCUAGGAGGGAAUGAGACAGAUCAACUUGCAUUGCUUGCAUUCAAGGCCGAAAUAAAGAAUGAUCCUCACCAGUUUCUGAGCUCAUGGAAUAGAUCCAUUCACUACUGCCAGUGGCAAGGCGUUACAUGUGGUCGCCGCCACCAGGGGAGGGUCACCGUGGUAGACCUGCAGUCCCAGAAUCUGGUUGGGGCCAUAUCGCCACACCUCGGGAAUUUGAGCUUUCUUAUGGUGUUAAGGCUGCAUAACAAUAGCUUCAGCCACAAAAUCCCGCCAGAACUAGGCCAUUUGCACAGGCUUCAAAUUUUGCGCCUGAACAAUAAUUCGCUGGUUGGCGAAAUCCCUACCAAUAUGUCUGGUUGCUCCAACCUCCUUACUCUUGAUUUAUCUAACAACAUGUUGACAGGAAAAAUCCCUGCAGAGCUUUGUGCCUUGUCUAAGCUCGAAGCAAUUCAUUUUGAUGGUAACAGUUUAUCAGGACCCAUCCCUCCUGCUUCAGGAAAUCUCUCCUCUCUUCUGGUAUUCUUCGUAAACAAAAAUAGCUUGGAAGGAAGCAUUCCUGAGGCUCUAUGCCAAUUGAAAAACCUGAAAUAUCUUGUAUUGAGAGAAAAUAGAUUCUCUGGUACCAUUCCUUCUUCACUUUUUAAUCUCUCUUCUAUUAUGGCUAUUGACCUUGGAAGCAACCAAAUCCAAGGGAGUCUUCCCUCUGACUUGGGCAUCACCCUGCCUAAUCUCCAAUUUUUCAGCAUUUUCGAUAACGAAUUCACAGGUCCCUUUCCUGUUUCAGUAUCGAAUGCCACAAAUCUAGUUGCCUUUGUAGCUGGUUAUAAUCAUCUCACUGGAAAAGUGCCUACCCUGGAAAAUCUGCAUCGACUUCAGAGGUUUACCAUUGCUAUCAAUAGUCUUGGAGGUGGGAAAGCUGAUGACUUGAGUUUCCUAGCCUCUUUGACUAAUGCCACAAGCUUAGAGGUGUUGGAGCUGAAUGACAACAACUUUGGAGGGGUGUUGCCAGAGUCCAUCGGCAACCUGUCAACCAAGCUUGCAGAUUUGAGUUUAUCAUACAAUCAUAUAUCUGGAAACAUCCCAGCAGGGAUAUUGAAUCUCAUCAGCUUGGAGGACUUAUAUAUGGGAGCCAACCAAUUCACUGGUAACAUUCCCACUGACAUUGGGAAGCUUCAAAAGUUACAAGAAUUGGCUUUUCUGGAGAACAAUUUCUCGGGAAACAUUCCAUCCUCCCUUGGAAAUUUAACUUUACUAACCAAACUUGGUUUGGGAGAGAAUAAUUUCCAUGGUGGCAUCCCUUCGAGUCUGGGCAAAUGCCAAUAUUUGGAAUUAUUGGAUCUUGGUCGAAACAACCUUAGUGGUACAAUACCACAAGAAAUCUUUGAUCUCUCCUCUUUAUCGAUCACUCUAGACCUAUCUCAUAACCAUUUGAGUGGCUCACUUCCCAUGGAAGUUGGAAACUUGAAGAAUCUCGAAUACUUGGAUGUUUCCAUGAACAAUUUAUCCGGCAAAAUCCCUGAUGCUCUCGGUAGCUGUGUAAGAUUGGAAACACUGUAUUUGCAGCGCAACUUCCUUCAAGGCACCGUUCCUUCAUCUCUAAGUUCUUUGAGAGGUAUUCAAAACUUAGAUCUCUCUUACAACAAUUUGUCAGGUGAAAUUCCAGAAUAUUUGGCGGGCUUUGACUUCUUGCAGCAGUUAAAUCUCUCUUUCAAUGAUUUUGAGGGUGAGGCACCAAGAGAAGGCAUCUUUAAGAAUGCAAGUGCAAUCUCCAUCAUUGGAAACAAAAAGCUCUGUGGGGGUGUACCUGAAUUGCAGCUACCUAAAUGCAGCUUCAAAGGGACUAAAAAGAGGAGGCGAGUUCUAUCUUUGAAGUUAAUAGUCACUAUAGCAUGUGUGCUUCUAGGACUAGCUUUGCUGUCAUGUUUUCUAUGUCUUUUCUGGUGUAGGAAGAGAAGGAAGGAGCCUCCUUCGGGUUCACCAGAAAGUUCGAUUUUCAGAGUGUCUUACCAGUCUCUUCUUAAAGCCACUGGUGGAUUUUCUUCAGCCAAUUUGAUUGGUGUGGGUAGUUUUGGAUCUGUGUAUAGAGGGACUUUUGAUGAUGGAAAAAUUGUUGCUGUGAAGGUACUUAACAUGUUGCGCCGCGGAGCUUCCAAGAGUUUCAUUGCCGAGUGUGAGGCCUUGAGGAGCAUCAGACAUCGUAAUCUUGUCAAGUUGCUAACUGCAUGUUCAAGUUCAGAUUUUCAGGGUAAUGAUUUCAAAGCUCUGGUUUAUGAGUUCAUGGCUAAUGGGAGUCUGGAGGAGUGGCUGCAUGGAAUUACAAGAGAGGAUACCAUACACGAUGAGCCCAGGAAGUUAAACCUCCUUCAGAGAUUAAAUAUCGCCAUUGACGUCGCUUCUGCUCUGGAAUAUCUUCAUCAUCAUUGUGAAACACAGAUAAUUCACUGUGAUCUCAAGCCAAGCAAUGUUCUUCUCGACAGUGAAGUGACUGGGCAUGUUAGUGACUUUGGGUUGGCUAAAUUGUUGGCGGAAGCCACCCACGGUUCUUCUACGAAUCAAACAAGCUCUAUUGGAGUAAGAGGAUCAAUUGGUUAUACAGCUCCAGAGUAUGGUAUGGGAAGUGAGGUGUCGGCAUAUGGUGAUGUGUACAGCUUUGGCAUCCUCCUUUUAGAAAUGUUCACCGGGAAGAGACCCACUGAUGUCAUGUUUAAAGACGGUUUAAAUCUUUGUAACUUUGUUAAUGCAGCUUUGGCUGAUAGAGUGACAGAGAUUGCAGAUCCAAUACUUCUGCAAGAAAGUGAAGAGCACAGUAGUAUUAAAAAUGAGAAACUUGGAGAGUGCUUGGUUCCCAUAUUUACAAUCGGAGUCGCUUGUUCUGCAGAAUUGGCAAGAGAACGAAUGAACAUUCGUGAUGUUGUAGUCAAGUUGAAUUUGGUGAGGGGCAUUCUUCUUGACACCGGAAUACGCGGAGCCAGAAAGGCUACAAGUAGGCACUAAUCUUGAAUUAUAUUGUUGUCCGAGCAUUUGAUUUAAGGUAAAAAGUAUUGCAUUAGUUUUGGUUUCACUUUUCAUUCAGGGCAACUCGAUUCUAUGCUGUGUAUCUGAAAAAUGAUCCUAUGGUUGUAUUCUUCCAUUAGUGCAUGGAUAAAAGGUCAUUUUAUAUGUCACGUGGAAAUUGGUAGCAUUUAGAUGGGCAUAGUUCUUUGUUCAAAUCCUUUUUUGAAAUCCAGCAGCUUUUUGGCUUCAAUGCAACCUUAAUGUGAAUUUUGGUGAUAAUGGUGACGUCUUUUUUAUUUUUUUAUUUUAUCUUGCUAAUUUGUAUUUUCAUUCAAAUGCAUAGUAGGCUAAUUGCAGGGGCGAGUCAUAUAAUUUGA
This is a messenger RNA of Cornus florida, 3901 nucleotides long. RefSeq names its product probable LRR receptor-like serine/threonine-protein kinase At3g47570. The transcript is spliced from 2 exons. Gene Ontology annotation, biological process: protein phosphorylation. Lineage: Eukaryota; Viridiplantae; Streptophyta; Magnoliopsida; Cornales; Cornaceae. The coding region runs from base 405 to 3524 and encodes 1039 amino acids. The record is from RefSeq and is a predicted model, not a curated record. Gene Ontology annotation, molecular function: ATP binding; protein kinase activity; protein binding. Gene Ontology annotation, cellular component: plasma membrane.